Molecule: messenger RNA, 678 nt
Organism: Penicillium nucicola
Lineage: Eukaryota; Fungi; Ascomycota; Eurotiomycetes; Eurotiales; Aspergillaceae
Exons: 1
Coding region: 1-678 (225 amino acids)
Source: RefSeq, a predicted model, not a curated record
AUGAAUACAUCCAAUCCUCCAGCAUACUCCCCUUCGGAAGAUUUUACUGAUCUCCCGGAGAAGGCCGAGGCUCCCAUACUUCUUCCACAUGAAGAUGAGCCUGGAUUUGCAGCUGCAUCAUCUCUCAGCAGAGGUCUGCAGGUACCAUCUCGCACCCGCAACUGCACAUCAGGGUUCGAGUACCCAGAAGAAUUAUCCCACUAUGGCGUCUCACAAGACAACUGGGCAGAUUUCACCCAAGUUGUCUGCGAAGAAGCCAAGCUAUCACGCCAGCAAUGGACCACUGUGAUCGGGAAAGGUCUUGGGACCUUCGCAGUCGGCGGGCUAAUGAUCGGUCUAUUCGGUGCCGUGCCGGCCAUUUUCGUGGCCCGAAAUGCUAGACGUCGACAAGAACAAAGAAAUCUGAUCUAUGCCCUGGCCGGGGCCCAGGGAGAGCGCCUAUCCCGUCACAUUUCUUCCUGGAAUGAGACUUUCUUCAGACAAAAAGGUAUUCUAAUCCGUGUUGAUUUGCCGGAUGAAUACCUCAACGAUGUGCAAAAUAUGAACAUUCAUACCAGCGCAAGCUCGUUGCAGUCUAGUUCCAAAGUGCGGGACAAGGCGGGUCUCAAGGCAAGGAUUGUGAUCAUUCCUUUGGACAGGCCAGAGUCUGGUCUUUCAAGUCAAGAUGCUCGGAGUUGA